Messenger RNA from Symbiodinium natans, 438 nucleotides. Lineage: Eukaryota; Dinophyceae; Suessiales; Symbiodiniaceae. The record is from the annotation of a GenBank genome assembly.
AUGCCUGGAUGCGCAUUGUCAGGUGUGCGCCUACUUUCAGAAGAUGAGGUCACUCAGCGUGCGACGAGUGCUUUGAGUUACUUCAGGGAAACCCGUGAGAUUAACCAGCAUGCCCGCAGCGUGGAGGAGAUGGAGGUGGCACUGGCUCGCGCCCGUCGGCGCCGGCAUUCGGAGGAACUUCGGCCAAAGCAGAUUCUCGCCUUGCAAGGAUUGCAGGAGGCAGCGGAGGAAGUGGACAGCGAGGAGCAUGAAGAAGUGCCCGAGCUGAAGACCCUCGCUGAGCGCAUGGGUUAUGGUGUUAAGCCCAACCAUCCGUCCAAGUGGAGGAAGAAGGCACCAGAAGAGAAGCCAAAGAAACCUGGAGGCUUCGCAAGCAUACAGGCUGGAAGUAACGAUCUAUUGGCACGACUUCGCCAGAGACGAGUCACAAUUGAGUGA